Molecule: messenger RNA, 2041 nt
Organism: Leptopilina boulardi
Lineage: Eukaryota; Metazoa; Arthropoda; Insecta; Hymenoptera; Figitidae
Product: arylsulfatase B-like
Exons: 9
Coding region: 127-1785 (552 amino acids)
Source: RefSeq, a predicted model, not a curated record
GUGAAGUAAAGUAAUAAAUCUUUUUUUGAAAAGAGAGAAAAAAAAAAAAAAAAAUUUAUUAUAUGUCUUUCUUGAAGAGGUGCAGCAGCUCUUUUGAAAAGUUUGUUACAUACCCCAGAAGUUUGUAUGUACUUUUCCGGGAAGAUGAUACACAGUCUUGCAAUUUUGUUUCUUCUUAUACCAUUCGCAGUCUUGGCAGACAGUAAACCGCAUAUCAUUUUUAUUCUCGCGGACGACUUGGGAUGGAAUGACGUUGGAUUUCAUGGAUCGGGUCAAAUUUUAACACCCAAUAUUGAUGCACUUGCAUACACUGGACUUAUGUUGCACAAUUAUUAUGUUACGCCAAUUUGUACACCUUCAAGAAGUGCCCUAAUGACAGGCAAAUAUCCAAUUCACACCGGUAUGCAACACAGUGUUCUUAAAGCCGCUGAACCCAGAGGACUGCCACUUAAUGAAAAAUUACUACCACAAUAUUUGAAAGAACUUGGCUAUAGAACGCACAUUGUUGGAAAAUGGCACCUGGGACAUUAUAAAAAAGAAUAUACUCCACUGUAUAGAGGAUUUGACUCUCAUCUUGGAUUUUGGACUGGUCAUCAUGAUUAUUUUGAUCAUACAGCAGUCGAAGAGGAACAAUGGGGUUUCGAUAUGAGACGAGGAUUAGAUCCAGCGUGGGAUCUUCAUGGGAAAUAUUCAACUCGUAUUUUUGGCACUGAAGCAGUGAAAAUAAUAAAGAAUCAUACGACAAGUCAACCUCUUUUUUUGUAUAUUGCUCAUGCGGCAACACAUUCUGCAAAUCCAUAUAACCCAUUGCCAGCACCAAUAGAAACACUUUCGAAAAAUAUUGCCUGUGACACUGUUAGUCAUCGUUGUAAUUUUGCAGCCAUGGCUCAAGAAAUGGAUACAACAGUUGGUCAAGUUAUUAAAGCUUUGUACGAUAAAAAUAUGCUAAAUAAUAGCAUCAUUGUAUUUUCAACUGAUAAUGGUGGUCCAGCUGCUGGAUUCAAUUUAAAUCACGCUUCUAAUUGGCCUUUAAGAGGUGUAAAAAAUACUCUAUUUGAAGGAGGUAUUCGAGGUACUGGAAUCCUUUGGUCGCCAUUGUUAACUAGAACAGGACGUGUGACUAAGCAAUUGAUGCACAUCAGUGAUUGGUUACCAACUCUUUUAGCCGCUGCCAAUAAUACCGUAACUAAUUUAAAUAUUGAUGGAAUUAAUUUAUGGAAUUCAUUAAAAGACGAUCGCGAAUCGCCAAGAAAAUCUAUACUUCACAAUAUCGAUGAUAUUUAUGGUAAUUCAGCAAUAACAAUUGGAAAUUUUAAGCUUCUCAAAGGAUCAACGUACAAUGGAACAUAUGAUGGUUAUUAUGGACCAGAUGGGAGAAAAAUCCGUUACAAUGAAGAAUUAAUUAUAAACGAUAUGACGGGUAAUUAUCUUAAAAAUAUUGGAAUGAACCUAUCGGCGAAAGGAAUAUUAAGUUUGCGAGAAAAAGCAACUUUAAAACAAUGUCCUGAUAAAAAUAACAAUCUUCCACGAUGUAAUCCCAUCAAAAAGCCAUGUCUUGUGAAUAUUUCUGAAGAUUAUUGCGAGCAAAACGAUCUAUCUACUAUGUAUCCUGAAGUCUUAAAAGAGCUUACAGAAGAGUUGGAAAAAUACCGAGCAUCAGCAUUACCGCCCGGAAAUCUUCCACUAGACAAAAAAGCUGAUCCAAAUUUAUGGGAUCAUACGUGGACCAAUUUUGGAGAUUACAAUAGGACAUCAAAUAAAAAUACACAUAUUUUAACAUAUUAAAUAUUAUGUGCAAAUUUUUUUUCAAUUUUUAUCGUUAAAUUUUAAAAUCAUUUUUUAUAUUCUAUAUAUGGCAAAAGUUACCAUGCGAAAUUUAUUUAUAUAAAUGGCUUAGUGUGAAUCUAGACAAGUUGAAAAAUAGAGGCGUUUAAAAUCAGAUUUCGAAGGACCAUUUUUAUCAUUGAGCACAUCGAGAGAAUAUACAGUAUGUGAAGAAAUUAUAGUUAUAAAUUUCAUCGAGCGGAAAUACUAUAAGCUU